This is a messenger RNA of Gryllus bimaculatus (two-spotted cricket), 648 nucleotides long. The record is from the annotation of a GenBank genome assembly. Lineage: Eukaryota; Metazoa; Arthropoda; Insecta; Orthoptera; Gryllidae.
AUGCGAGUGCUCACCGCUUACCGUAGCGCGCGCGUGUGUGUGAGUGCCUGGACUGGCGGUGGUUGCGCGGUGCCAGGGCGUGCAGCGCGCGCGCUGCGCCCGUGGGCGCUGGCGCGCGCGCGGCGUACGCCGCAUGGGCGUGGGCGACUGGGCGUGUGUAGGCGGCGGCGGUUUGCGCCGCUUCUGUGUGCUGCGCGAGGCGUCGUUGCUGCUUGUGGCGGUGACGGAGGGCCGGGGCGGUCGGCGGCGCGGCGCGCGGGCGCGCGGCGGCGGCGGCGGGCGCUCGGCGGCGCGCGCUUGGCGCUGGGGGCGGCGCGCGAAGCCACCGCCCUCGCCCGCACCGCCCUCGCCGCCCCGCGUGCCGCGCUCCUGGAGAUCCACUCCGCCUGCGGACAGCCGCUCAGCGAGCUGCAGGCGGCGACGCUGUGCGGGCGGCGCGCGCUGGCGUGGUCGGCGCCGGUGACGGCUGACACUCUACGCAAGGCGCGGGCCGGUAUGGGCAUGGGUUCUGGCGCGGGCGCCUUUCUCGGCGACGAGCUUGCUGUUACGUGCCGUAACGUGUCCAUAUCUACUGCAGAAUGUGAUUUUAUUUUGCAACACGUAACCGCGUGCUACAAUGUUGCUGGAAUGCUGCAUAUUGUCGUUUGA